GAUACACACACACCGACAAUACUUGUUAGUAGAUACAUUCAUAGUUUAUUUGGGUCCUUUGAUUUGAUGACAAUAAGAAAAAUAUAGAAUAUCCUUAGAUUUAUCAGGUAUACAGAUUAUACAAAUCUCUGUAAAUCUGUACUCUAAAUAAAUAUAGUCUCAAUCCAUAUAAGUCCUAAAUUGAAAAUAUAAUUCCAUAUAGCUCCUUGUAGAAGUAAAGAUGCAAAACAUGGAAUUUGGCUAUCUCUAUAUUAUAUACACGUAAAGAUAUUUAGGUUUCAGAUGUAUAGAAAGUACAAAACCUCACUGACAUGUUUCACUGAGGGAUCUCACAGCCCCAGUUAAGCAGCUAUGAUGCCAUACACACACCCACACACAAAGCGAGAGUGGAGCAGGAGCAGGGAAGUGUGCAGCACUGCUCUGCUCUGCUCUGCUUGUGGGGUUCAGUAUGCAGAGGAAGGAUGCAGCUUUUCUUUAACUUGCCACCCUCCCUCAACUCCUCACCUGCCUCGCCACCUCCUUCUCCCCCUCUUUUUCGUAGCGGUUCCUCAGUGCAGACCGGGCGCCAUCCUAUACCUUCAGCAGCCGUGCAGGAUGUGAAGGGAAGCAGCCGAGUCUUCAGAAUGGUAGCAGGGUGUGCGGGCGUCGUGUCUGAGGACAGCAGCAGCAGCAGACAACAGCAGUCAUGGAGGUGGAGGGCACUGCAGAGCCAGCCUUCGUGGACGUGGACCAGGGCUUGACUCUGGCCUGCAUCGCCUUCCUCUGCCUGCUGCUGGUGGCCAUGAUCAUCCGCUGUGCCAAGGUCAUCAUGGACCCCUACAGCGCAAUCCCCACCUCUACAUGGGAGGAACAGCACCUGGACGACUGACGCACAUACAAACAUAUAUAUGCAUAUUGUGUAUAUAUAUGUGCUCCUCCAGGCCACCAUACAUGACAAACUAACAGAGUGUCCUCCCAGAUAAAGGAGGGUUCUUCAAGGGUUCCGUAGUGACGCAGUGCUUCUGUAUGAAACCUAAUGACUCCACACUGAUUUCAUCUCCGAAAUACAAGCAAGCAAACAAACAAACUGGUAAAUGAAAAUACAUCUUACAUAUAUAGAGCAUUUUAGUUAUUCUAGUUACUGUAUAAUGAUGAAGAGGCCCGUUAGAGUACAUGGCUUUGUCCAAAAUCACAUAGUAUGCACUACAUACUCAAUACGUGUACUAUCGUUCAACAUACUUUUGAGUGAACAAACAGUGGUAUGUAUCU
Messenger RNA from Sebastes umbrosus (honeycomb rockfish), 1248 nucleotides. RefSeq names its product cortexin domain-containing 1-like. Lineage: Eukaryota; Metazoa; Chordata; Actinopteri; Perciformes; Sebastidae. The record is from RefSeq and is a predicted model, not a curated record. Bases 686 to 868 code for a protein of 60 amino acids. The transcript is spliced from 2 exons.